UUAACUUCCUGGCUUAUGAUCGCUUCUGGUGCGUACACAUCUGCUCCUGCAAGGCUCAAGCCAUGGCCACACUCAAGAUCCCAAGAGUCCCUCUCUCUCACGCUUCGAGGAACCAUUCUUUCUUCAACUACUCUACUUGGUACUCACCGCCUUCCUCUUACCCUGACGACCCUCUUCUCACAACAAUCUCAGAAGCAAUCAAAACUUCGGUAACAGCAGCUGACACUUCUUCUCUUAAAAAACUCCUCAAUUCUUUUACGCCCUCUCAUGUCAUCAACCUUAUCAACCACAACCCUCACUCUCUUCCACCAAACUUUCUCUUCUCCUUUUUCAACUUCCUUUCUUCGCAGCCUAACUUUCGCCUCACGCUACAAUCCUAUUUUGCAAUGAUUCAUUUUCUUAUUGCCCAUAAAAUGCACUCUCAAGGCCAACAUCUUCUUCAUUUCGUGGUUUCUAAGCAAGGGAAGGGCUCAAGUUCUAAACUUCUUGCUUCGGUUAUGGAAACUAGAGGUGCCCAUUUGUCUGAUUUUUUUGUUUUUGAUGCUUUGAUGAUUGUUUAUACGGAUUUAGGGUUUUUAAAUGAUGCUGUUCAGUGUUUUAGGUUCGUUAGAAAGCAUAAUUAUCGGAUUCCUGUUAAUGGGUGUAGGUGUUUGCUUGAUAGAAUGACGAAAACGAGCUUACCUAUGGUGAUUUGGGGUUUUUAUUUGGAGAUUUUGGAUUAUGGGUUUAAGCCAAGUGUGUAUAUUUUCAAUGUUUUGAUGCAUAGAUUGUGUAAAGAAAGUAAAAUUAAGGAUGCCCAAGUGGUUUUUGAUGAGAUUAAGAAGAGGGGUUUGCGUGCGACGGUUGUAAGUUUCAAUACUUUGAUUAAUGGGUAUUGUAAAGCUAAUAAUUUAGAGGAGGGAUUUAGGUUGAAGAUGGUCAUGGAGGACAGUGGAAUGCAGCCAGAUGUUUACACCUAUAGUGUUUUGAUCGAUGCAUUGUCUAAAGAGAGUAGGUUAGAUGAUGCAAAAUUGCUUUUUGAUGAGAUGUGUGGAAGAGGGUUGGUCCCAAAUGAUGUUACUUUUACUAUCUUGAUCGAUGGGCAUUGUAAGAAUGGGAGGGUUGACUUGGCCAUGGAUAUUUAUCAUCAAAUGUUGAAGGGAGGUAUGAAGCCUGAUUUGAUAAUGUAUAAUACACUCAUCAAUGGCCUUUGCAAGAUUGGAAAUUUAAAGGAAGCAAGGAAACUUUUAGAUGAGAUGUAUGCCAAGGGUUUUAAGCCUGACAAAAUUACUUAUACGACACUCAUAGAUGGUUUCUGCAAGGAUGGUGAUUUAGAAUCGGCCUUUGGUAUUAGAAAAGAAAUGAUUGAAAGCGUUAUCAAGCUUGACAAUGUAGCCUUCACAGCGCUUAUUUCAGGACUUUGUCGAGAUGGGAAUGCAAUGGAGGCGGAAAGAACAUUGAGGGAGAUGAUCAAAGAAGGAUUGAAACCAGAUGAUGCCACAUAUACUAUGGUUAUCGAUGGAUUUUGCAAACGGGGAGACGUUAAGAAGGGUUUUAAGUUGCUUAAGGAGAUGCAAUGUGAUGGGCACGUACCAAGUGUGGUAACCUAUAAUGUGCUCAUGAACGGGCUCUGCAAACAAGGGCAAAUUAAAAAUGCUAAUAUGCUCUUAGAUGCUAUGCUUAAUCUAGGUGUUGUUCCAGAUGACAUUACUUAUAACAUUCUAUUAGAGGGCCAUUGCAAGCAUGGAAACUCAGAAGAUUUUGAUAAACUACAAAGUGAGAAGGGGCUUGUAUUGGAUUAUGCUUCUUAUACCUCACUUAUCAAUAAAACAUUGAAAGAUCGGCAGAAGGGAUGAUUGUAUUGUGUCUUAAACCAAGUGUCUGAGUAGGUUGGCUUUGCUGUCAAGGACUGCGAGUUUAAUGAUGACCCGAGAGGACUUUCUGAUGAUUUUCUAUGUUAUAUAUCAGUUCAGAUCAACCAGAAGGAGUGAAGUGAUUAGAAAUGUGUCCAUGCACCAACACAAGCUUGCUGAUAAUUAUUCCAUUUAAGAGCAAAGUGAUUACAGAUUAUUUCAGAAGUAGGUUGGCUGAGAAGAUAAUUCAGGAGUGGAAACCUCAGAGAAUUUGAAAUGAUAGUUCUUGUUAACCAUAAUCUCAGAGUUUGACAGAGUAAUCUGUUUAUAGUGUUAUCUGUCUACAGUAUUUGAAAUGAUAAUUCUUGUUAACCAUUGUCAGUUUGUCUAUAAUGUUUUUGCUAAUGUGGACCCCUGGCCCACUAUGCAGUAUAUUUUUUUCACAUCAAGAGGAAGCACCAGAGUUUUAACUCUGAUGUAGGUUGGGAUGGGUGGAAUAGAAUGUUGGUAUAGUUCAUACCAAUUUGAAAGGGCAUGGAUCUUUUUCGAUUGGCAAUUAGGAAAUGUUGUUCUUAAGAUGGUUACCCAUCCAGGAUAGCUGGUGUUUAUGUGACAAAGGACUUCUGUGCUUGUGGAUAUAAGUGGUGCCUCUUAGCAACACAGAACUGAGGAGCAGAUUAGUGAAUUUUUAUAUCCAUCCUGAUUCAAGAGAUUUCAUUUUUCUGCUGUAAACGACCUGACAAUGGACAGAUGUUUAUUUCCUUAAUCCAGAUCUUCAUGAUAAGCUUGUCCUGGAGGAUUUUACAGUUCCUGUGGCUUUUCAUUUGAGUUAGGAACUUAAAACGGGAAUAUCGAUACUGUAGAGAGAAAUAUGUAUGUGACUAUAGUCUUUUUGUGCUCGAACUGUCUCUGCCUGGAGGGAGGCAGAACUCAACACUUCUCUGCGGGCACAGAUAAAAUCAUUUUCUUCUUCAAUUCCCUGUAUUUAGCUUAUCUUCUUUUCCAUAUCUCAGCUGUGUUUACAUCUUCUAUAUUUGGCAUGGAAAGAACAUAAUAGAUACUGAUUUCGGAAUGUGACUCAAAA
This is a messenger RNA of Mangifera indica (mango), 2916 nucleotides long. RefSeq names its product putative pentatricopeptide repeat-containing protein At1g09680. The coding region runs from base 63 to 1835 and encodes 590 amino acids. The record is from RefSeq and is a predicted model, not a curated record. The transcript has a single exon. Gene Ontology annotation, molecular function: protein binding. NCBI's taxonomy places the organism in Eukaryota, Viridiplantae, Streptophyta, Magnoliopsida, Sapindales, Anacardiaceae.